AACAAAGUCCAGGAAGAUGGACGUGAGCAGCUGAAUUAUGGCACGCUCAUUAUUCGUGGUGAGAAAGUUCUGUCACGGAACGUUAAAGGCGUUGGAUUUGUCGUACACCCAUUUUUGUCCAUCUCGUCGAUCUCGCAUGAAAUUCUAUCACCCCGCCUGAUUAUCCUUCGAAUCCGUCCUCUGCAUCAGAAAACCAUCGCUAUCAUCAACUGCUAUUCUCCAGCAUCAGCAGCUGAUGGCUCGGAACUUGGUGCUUUUUAUGAAGUGGAGCGAGUCAUCCGCAAAGAGAAGUCCUUCUAA
Strongylus vulgaris is the source of this 300-nucleotide messenger RNA. The record is from the annotation of a GenBank genome assembly. NCBI's taxonomy places the organism in Eukaryota, Metazoa, Nematoda, Chromadorea, Rhabditida, Strongylidae.